AUGAGAGGAGAAUUUGAAGGAGCCUAUGACGGCCUUUGCCUGUCGGAAUUGCCAAAAACGAUCCAAUGGUCGCCAUCGUCCUCCUCGUCGUCAUCCGUCAAUUGCUAUCCCGCGUCAACGACGACUAUCGUUAAAACCUCGAGCGGUGUCUUUCUGUGCCAACGUUGCGGACGACACUACUCGCACAAGGGAAAUUUGAUGCGCCACCUGCGACUCGAAUGCGGUAUUCAACCGCGCUACCAGUGCACGCGCUGCGGCAAGAGGUUCAAGCACCGCCAUCACUUGCAAGAGCACGAGAAGACCCACGUCUACGACGACCCGAUGGUCUAA
Molecule: messenger RNA, 330 nt
Organism: Copidosoma floridanum
Lineage: Eukaryota; Metazoa; Arthropoda; Insecta; Hymenoptera; Encyrtidae
Source: RefSeq, a predicted model, not a curated record